UCCCUCACAAAAGGACUAUCCCUGCCCUCCAGCCUGCGAAACUCUAUGCAAAUCCACCCAGCACAGAGACACCAGGAAGUAAGGGCUGAAAAACACAGAGAGCCCAGAGAGCAGAAGUUCCUCCACUGAGUGGAACGGGGAGAGCGAGUGGCAGAGCUGAGGCAGCCGCACGACUGGUUUGGUGCUGCCGGGAAACUACACACUGCUCUGGGCUGGGGCCAUUCCCUAGAGGGGAGACACACAUCGGGCUUUAUCCUGGGGACGGAACGAACGACUAGUCACUAACAGACCGACCACAAAACUAUGGGAUGUAUAAAAUCGAGACAGUCCACUCCUCAAGAUGAUAUGGGGAAGAAUAAUCCAGUACGUAAAAAUGAUCGAACUAUUUAUGUGCCAGAUCCAACGGCUAAACUGCAAAGGCCAGUUUCUCGUACACCAAGCCUUUUACCUGGACAAAAAAUACUACAAGAAAUCGAAGAACAGGGGAACAUUGUGAUAGCCUUAUAUCCAUAUCAGGGAAUCCACCAAGAUGACUUGACUUUCAAAAAAGGAGAAAAACUUAAGGUCAUUGAAGAGCAUGGAGAAUGGUGGAAAGCUAAAUCUUUAUCAACCAAAAAAGAGGGUUUUAUACCAAGCAAUUAUGUGGCCCGAGUGAACACACUAGAAACAGAAGAAUGGUUUUUUAAGGACAUUACCAGAAAAGAUGCAGAAAGACAACUUUUGGCACCUGGUAACAAUCCUGGAGCUUUCCUGAUCAGAGAAAGUGAAACAUCAAAAGGCAGCUACUCACUGUCAAUUAGAGAUUAUGAUCCAAAGACUGGAGAUGUUAUCAAGCACUACAAGAUCAGGACUUUAGAUAAUGGUGGCUAUUACAUUUCUCCUAGAAUUACAUUUACUAGCAUCUGUGACAUGAUCCAGCAUUACCAAAAGCAAGCGGAUGGCCUAUGCAGGAAACUUGACAAACCGUGUUAUAGCCCUAAACCACAGAAACCUUGGGACAAAGACGCUUGGGAAAUUCCAAGGGAAUCCAUAAAGCUGGUGAAAAAGCUCGGAGCUGGUCAGUUUGGUGAAGUGUGGAUGGGAUUUUAUAACAACAGCACAAAGGUAGCAGUGAAAACUUUAAAGCCGGGGACCAUGUCUGUACAAGCAUUUAUGGAAGAGGCCAACCUCAUGAAGUCCCUUCAGCAUGACAAACUUGUAAGGCUAUAUGCUGUGGUAUCCAAAGAGGAACCUAUUUACAUUAUCACAGAAUUUAUGGCAAAGGGGAGUCUUCUAGAUUUUCUGAAGAGCGACGAAGGGGCCAAAGUAAUCCUUCCUAAAUUAAUUGACUUCUCUGCUCAGAUUGCUGAAGGCAUGGCUUAUAUAGAAAAAAAGAACUACAUCCACCGAGAUCUGAGAGCCGCUAAUGUGCUUGUUUCAGAAUCCUUAAUGUGCAAAAUUGCUGACUUUGGUCUUGCCCGAGUAAUUGAAGAUAAUGAGUACACUGCAAGGGAAGGUGCUAAGUUCCCUAUCAAAUGGACUGCGCCAGAGGCAAUUAAUUUCGGUUCAUUUACAAUAAAAUCUGAUGUGUGGUCUUUUGGCGUUCUGUUGUAUGAAAUAAUAACCACUGGAAAGAUCCCUUAUCCAGGAAUGAGCAAUUCAGAUGUGAUGACCGCCCUGCAGCGAGGCUACCGUAUGCCCCGCAUGGAAAACUGUCCCGUAGAACUGUAUGACAUCAUGAAAGAGUGCUGGAAGGAGAAGGCAGAGGAACGGCCAACAUUUGAUUAUUUACAAAGCGUUCUGGAUGAUUUCUACACAGCAACAGAGGCACAAUAUCAACAGCAGCCUUAGAGCAGGACACACAUUUCCUUGUUAUUGUACAGGGAAACAGACUGAACUGGUUAUUGCGUUCCUUUUUGUCUCUUACAGCCUGGAAAGUCUGAACAUGUUGAAAAGAUGGAAUAACACAUUCCCGUCCCCUUCACAUCAUGGCCCACUUACUGUGUAGCUUCUCUGUGUAUGUUCCUUAUGCAGUGCUGGUGCCGAAAUCCCAAGCGCUCGGAAAUAAACAGGCAUCACAGAGCACCAUAUUGUACAUGUGUGGAGUUUGUCCUACACAGCUGCUUCUUUACAUCAUUCCCACAGGGCUGACGGAAUCUGCCCAUGCCAGUUUGUAUAGUGCCAUGGCACAUUCUUGCUUAUACCAGAAAUCUCACACCCCCAAAUGCCGUGCAAUUUUGGUUCACCAUAGUAGAUGAAUGCAAACGGUAGUAUUUAUUAAACUCUGUGUCACAUGAAGCUGUUUAACAAAACUGUAGGGAGUGAAAGGUUGGAUUGCAGAGACGCUGUUUAGUAUUUUUGAACAUUUUACUUAAUGUUCAUUCACAGAAAAAAAUAGCUUUACAGAUUUUCAUCAUAUUUAUAUGUAGCCACUGAUUUAGAGUAAGGUUGUGUGAAAAAUCUGUUAUAAAUGUUAUGACAAGCAUGUAAAACCUGCAGACCUCCAGCUGCUGUGGACUAUAACUGCUGUUAUUGGAAAGCUGUGGACUAGCAGAGACUCAUGGGAAUCAUAGGCCACAACACCUGAAGAGCUGCGAGUUGGACAUUCUCUGUAAAGAAGGGGCCAAACUCUAUUGUUUGUUCAUCAUGGACGGGUCAUUAACAUUAUACCUUGUUACCAAAAUGUGUUCAUUGACAACAGUUCUGUGAUUCUUUAGCAUAAUAAUGGUUUUAUCCAACUCAGACUGAGACGGUAAGCGAAAGUGAAAAAAAAAGAAUGUGAGAUAUUUGUACUAUGAUCUUAGGGCUAAACUCAAUGGGAGCUUUUGUCAGAUGGAGUUGGAUUGACAGAACGCAUCUUACAAGUCGGAUGUAGUUGCAUGGAUCAAAAUAUAAUGGAACUGAUACAAAAAUCUGAUGUGUAAACUACAUGAAAGGAUUAUGAUCUGACACGUAAGAAGGGAACGCUGAUGGUGUCUGACACACUUUU
Messenger RNA from Xenopus tropicalis (tropical clawed frog), 2968 nucleotides. It is a transcript of the gene lyn, whose product is annotated as LYN proto-oncogene, Src family tyrosine kinase. Gene Ontology annotation, cellular component: membrane; plasma membrane; cytoplasm. Lineage: Eukaryota; Metazoa; Chordata; Amphibia; Anura; Pipidae. The transcript has 13 exons. Gene Ontology annotation, molecular function: protein kinase activity; transferase activity; non-membrane spanning protein tyrosine kinase activity. The coding region runs from base 304 to 1830 and encodes 508 amino acids. Gene Ontology annotation, biological process: defense response. The record is from RefSeq and is a predicted model, not a curated record.